CCGAAGUGAUUGUAGAAGAUUCGGGUGAACCCAAUCAGUCUCCCUCGAGUAUAAGAAGCAGUUACGUGUUUCGCAAAACGCGUGUAUUUAAAAUGUCGAUAAAAAAGUCUGAUUUAUCUGUGGGAUUUACUGAAGGAAAUGUCGAACAAACUACAGAAGAAAGAAGAUUGUUUCAAAAGCAACAUAUACAAAAAAUCAAGUCGAUCGCUGGUCACGUUGGACUUUUGAUUGCAUUGAUGCUUUAUACAGCAAUUGGUGGUUUAGUUUUUCGGCAUAUCGAACUUCCGGCAGAAUUAGCACGUUUGGAAGUUUUGCGCGCCAAUUUACGUGCUGAAAGAUAUUCAUUUGUCAAUGCGGUUUCCAACAAUACCGAUGUGUCAAAUUUACGCACAUUGGUUAGCGUAAAAUUACGUGCUUACGAAGAGGCAGUCCAGAAAGCAGCACAAGGUGGUCUGUUGGUCUCCUUCGUGACAGACACAAUAGACCAAGAAAAUCGAGAUACGACAGAUUUACAGCCGAUCGUAACUGAAAAAUGGAGUGUUUUUCAAGCCGUAUUUUUCGCAAGCACUGUUCUUACAACGAUUGGAUAUGGGAAUGUUGUACCAUCUACUAAUCUGGGAAGGAUGUUCUGCAUCUUAUUCGCAUUCGUUGGCAUACCUUUGACAUUGAUAGUAAUAGCUGAUUGGGGGAAACUAUUCGCUGGAGGUGUAGUUAAAAUCGCCUUAACCCUAAAAUCGAAACUCCCGCUUCACUUCUCUUUUCCCUGCGUUCCGACAAAUUUAGCAGGAAGGCGAUCGCUUGGAGCAUUUACAGCGAUUGUUUUACUUUUUUUAUACCUCUCUUGCGGUGCAGGUAUGUUUAUGUUAUGGGAAGAUGACUGGAAUUUUUUUGAUGGAUUUUAUUUUUGUUUUGUCACUAUGACCACGAUAGGAUUCGGUGACUUAGUACCGAAGAAACCGAAGUACACGUUACUAUGUACUCUAUAUAUCUUGGUUGGUUUGGCGUUGACGAGUACCAUUAUUGAGCUUGUAAGUCGACAAUAUGCUCAAUCAUGGAGAAGGUUGCAAAGGCUCAGUGGGCCAUUGGCGGAAACUAUUCGCAGACUAGGUGAACAGGCUGGAGGCGAUAUGUCCGCGCUACAUUCAGAUCUUAGUUUUGACAGUGAUAUCAAUGCCGCGCUUAAAAUGGUCAACAUCUUUUAAUCGAGAAGAUUCGAAAGAUCAAGAAUGGGAAGAAGCAGUAGAAGCUGUGCUUCGUGAUAUAGCUGCGAAUGCUAAUAAUACCCAGCCAAAGAAAAAACAGAUAAUGCAAAUUGUUAUUUAUGAGUCGAGUGUCUGACUGA
Messenger RNA from Bombus pyrosoma, 1342 nucleotides. RefSeq names its product TWiK family of potassium channels protein 7. NCBI's taxonomy places the organism in Eukaryota, Metazoa, Arthropoda, Insecta, Hymenoptera, Apidae. The coding region runs from base 93 to 1202 and encodes 369 amino acids. Gene Ontology annotation, cellular component: membrane. The transcript has 7 exons. The record is from RefSeq and is a predicted model, not a curated record. Gene Ontology annotation, molecular function: potassium ion leak channel activity. Gene Ontology annotation, biological process: potassium ion transmembrane transport; stabilization of membrane potential.